Molecule: messenger RNA, 618 nt
Organism: Eurytemora carolleeae
Lineage: Eukaryota; Metazoa; Arthropoda; Copepoda; Calanoida; Temoridae
Exons: 4
Coding region: 44-508 (154 amino acids)
Source: RefSeq, a predicted model, not a curated record
GUACAUAACCAAAAAAAAUUACCAACUUUUUUUUGACCAAGCGAUGCGGCUAGGGAACAAAACGAUGCGAUUAGCUCAGGACAGGCUAGGGUUCGGUGAAUUAUCAGAUAAGCCAUUUUUUUCAGAAUUAAUUAUAAAUGGUGGUUAUACAUCACCAAGAAUGAGUGAUACUACAGCUACAAGUAGUGUGACGGAGGUGGCGGAUGAAUUAGAUUCGGAUGAUUCGAAUUCAACAUGUCUCAGUCAUUCGUCGUCCAGUCCUGUCAAGCAGAAACCAUCAGCAGGUCGAGUAAAUGGAUGUGGGUUACCGUCUGUGCAUGUUCCUGUAUCUUUACCUUCGCACGGACACAGAUUCAACAUUAUCCAAAAACUGAAUAUGCGCCAGACACGAGGAAAGGUUAUGGAGAGGCGCGGAGGGCCAGAAAUGCGACUGUUCUCCAGGUUGCCUGGUCGGUUAGCUUUCCUUAUCCGAGAUACUGUUCCUCAUUCAGCUCUUACAGCAGGUUAGCUUUCCUUAUCCGAGAUACUGUUCCUUAUUCAGCUCUUACAGCAGGUUAGCUUUCCUUAUCCGAGAUACUGUUCCCCAUUCAGCUCUUACAGCAGGUUAGCUUUCCUUAU